UCGGCUAUUUUCUGGCCAAACAACAUGCUGAUGUUCAAAAAUGAUCAAACCACCUGAUAGAAAUCAGCUACAGACUGCAUGAUAUCACUGUGGCUGUCUGAUUUAAAAUAAUUACAUCACAUGUAAGCCCACAUGAUGCAUAAAUUAUUAAUAAGCUGCCACGUCAUACCUCUUCUUUCACAUUACCUGCUGCAACACUUUUCUCUUUGUGUUCAUCCUCGCAACUGUUCUUUCACCAAACCUUUCAGAAGACAGGAUGGUGUCACCUGCGAUCGCUCUGGCCUUCCUGCCCCUGCUGCUGACACUGAUCAUCAGGUACCGUUACUACUUUGUGUUGUUCUACCGGGCCGUGCUGGUUCGGCUGUGGAAGGACUGUGUGACUGGUCUGAGCAGGGAGGAGCGAGCAUUUCAGUACGUGCUCACACAUGCCACCCCAGGAGACCCAGACAGCAUCUUGGAGGCUUUUGACAUCUGGUGCACUAAGUUGGAGUUCAUCAGCAACAUUGGGCCUAAAAAAGGGGAGAUCCUGGACCGGCUGCUGAUGCAGCAGAGCCCCCUGACCAUUCUGGAACUGGGUACCCACUGUGGGUACAGCACCGUGCGGCUGGCCCGGGCUCUGCCUCUAGGUGCCAGGAUCUACAGUGUGGAGAUGGACCAGAGAAACGCUAUCAUCGCUGAGAAAAUCAUCCGCCUCGCAGGGUUUGAUGAGGACACGGUGGAGCUCAUUGUGAAUCCUUCUGAUGAGGUGAUUCCUCGCUUGCGGUCUGACUAUGGCAUCGACAGGCUGGAUUUUGUCUUCAUGGACCACUGGAAGAAAUGCUACCUUCCUGAUCUUCAGGUGCCAAGAAUUCAUCUCUGAGAAAA
Molecule: messenger RNA, 864 nt
Organism: Thalassophryne amazonica
Lineage: Eukaryota; Metazoa; Chordata; Actinopteri; Batrachoidiformes; Batrachoididae
Product: transmembrane O-methyltransferase homolog
Biological process (GO): dopamine metabolic process; catecholamine catabolic process; developmental process
Molecular function (GO): catechol O-methyltransferase activity
Source: RefSeq, a predicted model, not a curated record